GCCGCUGUGUGGAGCCGGAGUAGUGUUCUCCUCCCGCCACUGGGGGCCGCUGUGUGAAAUGUCGCUCUUUCUCUGGUCUCUAAGACGCUCAUUGUCCUGGUUACUAGGAGCCGGGAUGAGGCGCAGUCGCCGCCGGGUCUUGGUUACCGUAGGUGCCCGGCCGUGAGUGACAUAUAGAGAGAUAUAUAUAAGCAGCGGACACCGGGGAGGAGGUGAGGAGACUGCGGGAGACCCUGGGGAGAUAUCUGCUCUAUGAAGUGACAGUCGCCUCCAGUCUCGCCCUCGUCAGGAUGACGCCCGGACCGGUGCUACGUGGACGGUUUCUUCCUCUGCAGUGGUUGGGAUCAUCCAGCAGCCAUAACCUGGACCCACCAUGCCCGUAAGGAUGGAGCAGAAGAAUUCUCACCCCUCUCGGGAGGGUGGCGGGCUGGCGGGCGAUUUUAAGAUCCGGGACUGGAUAGAGGCGCAGGAGGUUGGCACACAGCUGCCCGACACUGCACCCGGGAAGAAUCCGACAAAUCAUGUGACACCCAGACCCCCCGGCAGAGCGAGGCUGCGGAGACUGGACAGAGCCUUCUCCCUGGACGAGCAGACCUGGCGCCGGAGGUUUAAGACGAGCCAGGAGAGCUUAACGGACCCCAACGAAAGCGGCUCAUCCAGCGGGUCCCUGCAGGAAGCCCCCGCCAUCGAGGAGCCAGUGGCUGCGUCCUCAGGAGCCGCUCACCUGCAGCCCCCCAUGGCAUCAAGAUUUCCCGAAAUCACUCACCCGUCCACCAACCACCGUAAACCGCGUCUGGCGCACACAAAGCCCCUGCAGCACCUCCCCCAGCUAGAGAGCAGCGCCAGCUCGAGGACACUGAGGACGGCUAAUAGGAUGGAGCAGGAUUACACGGAUUAUAAGCAGCAGCCCCUCCGGCACAGCAGCAGCCUGAGCGACACCAGACUGAACGGUGCGCUGUGUGACUCCAUGAGGAGCACCUACAGCCUGCUGACACCCCUCCGCUCUAAGGAUGUCCGCAACAGGAGUUAUUUGGAGGGGAGCCUCCUGGCCAGUGGGGCGCUGCUUGGAGCUGAGGAAUUGGAUCGAUAUUUCCCAGAGAGACUGCUGAGAGUUUUCAUUGCGACCUGGAAUAUGCAAGGAAGGAAGGAGCUCCCGGACAGCCUCGAUGACUUCCUGCUGCCUUCAGAUGAUGAUUUUGCACAAGACAUGUAUGUCGUCGGAGUCCAGGAGGGAAGUCCAGACCGGCGGGAGUGGGAGAUCAGACUCCAGGAGACCCUCGGACCACAUUACGUGUUGCUUCACUCCAGUGCGCAUGGCGUCCUCUACCUCUCAGUCUUCAUUCGACGGGACCUGAUCUGGUUCUGCUCCGAGGUGGAAUACGCCACGGUGACCACGCGGAUCGUCUCGCAGAUCAAGACCAAAGGAGCCCUGGGCGCGGCCUUCACUUUUUUUGGAACCUCCUUCCUCUUCAUCACAUCCCAUUUCACAUCCGGAGAUGGGAAAGUCAGUGAUCGGAUCCUCGACUACAAGAAGAUUGUUGAGGGUUUGGCUCUACCUCGAAAUAUCCCUGACACCAACCCGUACCGCUCCAGCCCCUUGGAUGUUACGAGCCGCUUCGAUGAAGUCUUCUGGUUCGGCGACUUUAACUUCCGGUUGAACAAGGAUCGCCCAGGAGUGAAUUCGUUACUACAGCGUAAACUGGAGAGGGACAUGUCCCACCUGCUGCAGUACGACCAGCUGAUCAAAGAGAUGAGUGAUGGGUCCAUAUUUAGAGGCUUUGAAGAAGCCGCCAUUCAGUUUCUUCCCACGUACAAGUUUGACAUCGGCUGUGACCAAUAUGACACAACGUCCAAGCAGAGAACGCCGUCCUAUACGGACCGGGUGGUGUACAAGAGCCGGAAUAAGGGCGAUAUCCGCGUCCUGAGGUACGCCUCCUGCUCGCUGGUGAAGACCUCUGACCACAGACCAGUGUGCGGCUCAUUUGAAGUGAGGAUCAGGCCCGGCAGAGACAACAUCCCUUUGGCCGCUGGACUGUUUGACCGCGAGUUGUAUCUUCUGGGCAUCAAGAGGAGGAUCUCGCGAGAACUACAGAAGCGACAGGCAAUUAAAAACCAAAAAAACAGCAGUGUCUGCACAGUCUCCUGACACAAGGCUGCUGCCCGCUCCCCUGGGGGCGCUGAGCGAGAAUCGCUGCAGUCUGCAAGGCCUGGCGAGGGCGCUCUGCCCACUGCCAUCAUUCCUGGGCCUUCUGCUAUUUCAUGAUAUUGUAAUAUAUGUAAAUAUAGAUAUUUAUCAGUAAGAUCAGCGGCUCCUGCUUAUUGCAGUCUUAAAGGGGUCUCCGGGAUCUGGCAACUGAUGACUUCUCCCCUAGGACAGGC
This is a messenger RNA of Bufo bufo (common toad), 2379 nucleotides long. RefSeq names its product inositol polyphosphate-5-phosphatase E (gene INPP5E). Lineage: Eukaryota; Metazoa; Chordata; Amphibia; Anura; Bufonidae. Gene Ontology annotation, biological process: phosphatidylinositol dephosphorylation. Gene Ontology annotation, molecular function: inositol-polyphosphate 5-phosphatase activity. The transcript has 11 exons. The record is from RefSeq and is a predicted model, not a curated record. Bases 374 to 2146 code for a protein of 590 amino acids.